AAGUAGUACAGUAAUUUUGAGAGUUUUCUUUUCCCAAUUAUAAAAUAAGUACGUAACAUUUUAAGUAAUUUAGAUUUUAUUUUUCGAUAAAAGGCAGCAUAAUUGCAUUGAUGCACUACAAUUGGAGUUGGGAGAAAACAAGAUGGAUGUGAACAUGGACGCCAUAGUAGCACAAACCCAAGGAUUUUCAGGGAAUUUAUCAGACCUUAAUCAUCUACAAAGGAUUCUCAAACAAUGUGAAGAGUUAUUUGGGGCCCACACUGUUUCUCAGUUGGUUUCUUACCUCGAUCAACUUGAUCCUUGUCUACAUUCACUCGGUUACCUCUAUAUCCUGAAGGCGAUCUUGUCUGCCCCAGUUUCAAAGGAGGAAGCCAAUGGACUACUUGUUACCAUUGCAAGAUUUAUCAAUUCAUGUUCUGUGGAGCAAAUACGACUGGCACCUGAAAUAUUCGUAUUCAUUUGUAGAAGGUUUAAGGAUCAAGUUAUGUCGAUGGAAGCACCAAUUCGUGGUGUGGCUCCGAUGCUGACCGCUGUUUGCAAACUACAAGUCUCCUCUGAGAAGCUGACAGCUUUGCAUUCUGAUUUUCUUCUUCUUUGUGUAUUAGCAAAGUGCUAUAAAACCGGUAUGCCUGUCCUUGAGGACGACAUAUCUGAGGUUGAUCAGCCAAGGGACUUUUUUCUCUAUUGUUACUAUGGGGGAAUGAUUUGCAUUGGACAAAAGCACUUUGGUAAAGCGUUGGAACUUCUACACAAUGUUGUGACGGCACCUAUGUCCACUUUAAAUGCUAUAGCAGUUGAAGCAUACAAGAAGUACGUUCUGGUUUCACUCAUUCAUCUUGGACAGUUCUCCACCAGUUUUCGCAAGUACACUUCUUCUGCAGCCCAAAGGAAUUUGAAGAACUUUGCUCCGCCUUACCUGGACUUGGCAGAUUGUUAUGGAAAUGGAAAUAUCUCUGAGCUCGAAACAUUUGUUCAAGCAAACGCGGAGAAGUUUGAAAGUGACAAUAAUCUUGGAUUAGUGAAGCAAGUGGUGUCUUCUAUGUAUAAACGCAAUAUUCAACGGCUAACUCAGACAUACCUUACUCUCUCCCUUCAAGAUAUUGCUAACACUGUCCAACUAAGUAACGCUAAAGAGGCAGAAAUGUACGUGCUUCAAAUGAUUGAAGAUGGUGAGAUAUAUGCAGCUAUAAAUCAGAAGGAUGGUAUGGUUAGAUUCCUGGAGGAUCCUGAGCAGUAUAAAACACGUGGAAUGAUUGAACACAUUGAUUCAUCAAUUAAGAGAAUAGUGGUGUUGUCCAAAAAGAUGACUUCAAUGGAUGAGCUUAUGUCUUGUGAUCCUAUGUACCUAUCGAAGGUUGGUAGAGAGAAACACAGAUAUGAUUUCGAUGAUUUUGAUGGUGCUCCUCAGAGAUUCAACUUCUGAGACGAGCACAAUUGAGCUUUAUGAGUAAAUAUGACAAAUGGUGAAAGCAAAUUUUGUUCCAUUAUGUCCUCAGAUGGCUCCCAGUAGACUUAGGUGCUCUUAUGUUUUUUUUUAGAAAAAGAUAGUUUUCAGUCUUUUAAUGUUCAGGAUAUUCUACAUUGUUAUAUACAGAAUUGACUUGGCUGAAAGUAGAACCAACGAUUAUUAUUUGAUGUUAAAACAUAUGAGCUGAAUUGGUGAAUCCUGCACUUGCAGCAUUUAAAUAAUGUAUAAACAAAAACACUUGAAAGGACCCUGAUUACAACUUAGAUUCUGGUAAAUGAAUCUUUUUUAAUUCUUUUCUCAA
This is a messenger RNA of Capsicum annuum, 1769 nucleotides long. RefSeq names its product COP9 signalosome complex subunit 3. Gene Ontology annotation, cellular component: COP9 signalosome. The coding region runs from base 143 to 1423 and encodes 426 amino acids. Lineage: Eukaryota; Viridiplantae; Streptophyta; Magnoliopsida; Solanales; Solanaceae. The record is from RefSeq and is a predicted model, not a curated record. The transcript is spliced from 11 exons. Gene Ontology annotation, biological process: ubiquitin-dependent protein catabolic process.